GGCGAAGCGCCGCACAAACUUCGUCUGAACACUACAAUGUGAUCCUUCACAAUACAAUACCUAGGUAAGCUAGACCGUCCCCCGUUACCCCAUUUUCCCUGCCUGCCCAACAUCAAAUCAAACCAAGUCUCAAUCGACCGUCACGUUCCUGAAACCACACGUUUCGGAACAAGCCUCCGCCGAGGGGCGGCCCAUACUUCACGCCCUCCAGCACAUCACCGGCGUGAAUGGGUUGAAUUUGGAGCGCUGAAGCAAUCACUUCAUAAUGGCGGAAAUUAUGACGCAGAGAGUCAAUGGCGGGCUACAGCGACAGGCGUCCUUCUCUUCCUUUCCGCCCUCGAGAUCUCCCUCUUCGAUAUCUACCCGGAACGACAACAAGAAAGGCCGGUCGCCCCAGCCUCCAAUGGUCAGAGAAGAUGAUGUCUCAUACAGCUCGUCUCAUCCGCAUUCGUGCAAUUCCUCCCUCUCGGCGCCACGAGUCGCAAAAUCCAAGAACGCAGCCAAGAUGCGCUCACAGUACCCUGCCGAUUCGGUGGAGAAUCAUGUGGAAUACAUACUGGUUGCAUCUUUUGACAUUGACCGCGGGUCGGUCAUGGAACACCAGUACCCUGGGCCGAUUAGUGGGGAUGAGACGAUGUUGGCGGAACUCAUGCUGCCGGAUCAGGCACAUGUCCGCAGUCAGGAUUGGACUAUUUUCUUUUUGCAUAAGGAUACGAGUGCUGAGGAUGAAGAAAAAGAGGCGAGAAGGGAGAGAAGGAGGAGGCGCAGGAGGAAGAAAGAGGGCCUGGAAAAUGGAGAGGAUACAGCGGCUGGGGCGGAAGAGGAUGAGUGCGGACCGGACGACGAAUCUUAUGACACCGAGGAUGAAGAGAGCGAUGACGAUACCGACGCUGACGGGCCACCUCUCGUGUAUGUAUUGAAUUUGGUGAACACUAAGCAGGACAACACAGUGAAGAGAGGUGCUAUCGUCAAGGCCAUGGCAAUUUGUACAAGACAUUCAUUCUUGCACAUAUACAAGCCCCUUUUGCUCCUCGCACUUGAAGAAUACUUCAGGGCGCCAGUCAUUGAAACUCUCGCUUCGCUUUAUAAUGCUCUGAAUGCCAUGGAUCUGUCGUUGAUGCCGAAACUUUCCAAUCUGGAGUCUUUUAUCUUACAGUCUAGCGACGCGAAAGACAUGUUCAUCGAGAAGUUUGAAGUCAUGAUUCAACAGCGCUUGGUCGAGGACGCGGAACGAGAUUCCCUUCCUUCAGCGACGUCCUCUGGGUCUGAUCACAAAGCCCGGGAGUACAAAGCUCCACGAGAUACGCACGAAUUUGAAUCGAAAGUCAACUACAACGGCAUCCCCGUCCCAAUCAAAGUUCCGACGGCCUUAAGCCCAGAGACUGUGGGAGACUUCUCACUUAUUAAACUGAUCCAGACCUUUUCUAGUCCUCAUUCAACACAACCGCAACCUUUUGCUCUUCAUCCACACCUCACAACAAGCGGAGCUUACACUCAUCCCAUCAUCGUCCUUGUAAACGCUCUUCUCACUCAAAAGCGAAUAAUAUUCCUCGGCCACAAUCGACCUUCUAGUGAGGUAGCUGAAGCGGUUCUCGCAGCCUGCGCAUUAGCUUCGGGUGGCCUUCUUCGAGGCUUCAUUCGUCACGCUUUUCCCUACACCGAUCUUACCAAAAUUGAUGACCUCCUCAAAGUCCCCGGCUUCAUCGCUGGUGUUACAAAUCCCGCUUUCUCCCACAAGCCAGAAUGGUGGGACUUACUAUGCGACCUCCCUACCGGCCGCAUGAAAAUCAGCCAUCGGAUCGAAGGGGCACCAGUAACCGAAGGCCUGCUGUUCUUCCAGCAACAAAGCGGCCUACCGAAUGGAGCAGGUGGGCUGCAGCUUGGCGCCGAUGGAAAGAGCGGAGCUGCGGAUCCGACUGGGGAUUCUCAGUUCAUGGAAGGGCUUCUUGCCAGCAUCGCAAAUCGCCAUGGUGAAAAUGCUAUCCGUGCAAAAUGGCGUUCCUGGAUCCUAAAGUUUACGCGUAUCGCCGCCGCGUUCGAAGAAACCGUCUACGGUGCAUCAGCCCUCUAUGCCGGAUCCCACGAAACGGAUAUUGGCGUCUAUGGUGUCUCAGGCCACGGCUUCGUCUGGCCAGAUGAAGGCUCGCGAAUGAGAGAACUUGCAGCAAAUGUCCACAGAGUUGAAGGCUGGCGAAGCACGCGUUCCUAUUACUCGUUCGUCCAAGAUCUCGCAAAACGCUGGGAUAAGAGACCCGUAAGGGGUAUUGAUUUACAUCAUCAGCAUGACAAGCUUCGCUGUCUCCGCCUCUCACACGACCAAUCUGCAGCCAUAUACCUCGCUUUCGCACGUGCAGUCGAAGAAGCAGGCUUAGGUUCCUCAUCCACGUCUUCAGAUGACUUGACCUCCGCUGUUGAGAGAUCGUUGACGCUGAAUGAUCCUUCGACAUCGAUUGCGCAUCAACGGCAGCCAUCGGAGCAGUUGCAAUAUGACACGAUUCUACAAUUGCUCAUGGUCGUGCCGGAAUCUAAUAUGGGGCUGUUUUAUUUGUCUUUGGCGUUGUUUCAUCCAAGGGAGGAGGUUAGAUUAGCGGUUGUGAGAUUGUUGGAGAGGAUCAUGAGUCAUGAGGCUGGGAGGCACUUUUGGGGGAGUUUGGGGCGGUUUGCGAAGUUGGCUUUUUAUAGGGUUAAGAGGGAAGAUGGUGGGGGUACUGUUAGGUAG
Messenger RNA from Lindgomyces ingoldianus, 2719 nucleotides. RefSeq names its product spindle pole body interacting protein. Gene Ontology annotation, cellular component: plasma membrane. Lineage: Eukaryota; Fungi; Ascomycota; Dothideomycetes; Pleosporales; Lindgomycetaceae. Gene Ontology annotation, biological process: actin cortical patch localization. The record is from RefSeq and is a predicted model, not a curated record. The transcript has 3 exons. Bases 266 to 2719 code for a protein of 817 amino acids.